AAACCGGAAGGUAUGUGGGCAGAAACUAACUCCUGUCCGGGUUGACCGUAACUCCUGCCGGCUGCUUCUACCCUUCGCUUAAAACUACCUUGCCAAACGAAACUAUUUUAGUUCGUUUGCACGAAAUUGGAAGUGGGAAAUGCGAUGCGUAUUAGUUUGACGUAAAACAAAUCUGAUAUAAGGUUAACUCUGAUGUGGGUCUUUCAGAGGGGGAAGGAUGCAGCAGAAGAGAAACAUCCCAAUCAUAGAAUGGGAGGAUCUGGACAAAAGAAAAUUCUACUCCUUUGGGGUGUUCAUGACUAUGUCCAUCCGGGCCACUGUCUACCCUGCCACACUCAUCCGUACCCGGCUGCAGGUCCAGAAGGGCAAAUCCCUUUACAGUGGCACCUUCGACGCCUUCUUUAAGAUUCUCAAAAGAGAAGGUGUGCGGGGUCUGUAUCGUGGCUUCAUGGUCAACUCCUUCACACUGAUCUCAGGCCAGGCCUACAUCACCACCUACGAACUGGUGAGGAAGUACGUCUCUAACUAUUCCAGUGACAACACGUUGAAGUCAUUGGUCGCCGGCGGCUCGGCCUCCCUGGUGGCGCAGAGCAUCACUGUGCCAAUAGACGUGGUCUCCCAGCAGCUGAUGAUGCAGGGCCAGGAGGGGCACCCCACCCGCUUCCAGCUGGAGGCCAAGGUUCGGGAGGGCAUGUCCAAGAGGAUGUUUGGCCAAACCAGGGACAUCAUCUCACAGAUUUUUGCUGCUGAUGGAUUCCGGGGCUUCUACAGGGGAUACGUGGCUUCCCUGCUCACUUACAUCCCAAAUAGUGCUGUCUGGUGGCCUUUUUACCAUUUUUAUGCUGAACAGCUUUCCAAGUGGGCCCCCACCGACUGCCCUCACCUACUACUGCAGGCCGUGGCUGGGCCACUAGCUGCUGCCACUGCCUCUACUGUCACCAACCCAAUGGAUGUGGUCAGAGCCAGAGUGCAGGUGGAAGGCAGGUCAUCCAUCGUGGAGACCUUCAAACAGCUGAUCGCAGAGGAGGGCGCUUGGGGGAUGUCCAAAGGGCUCUCGGCCCGAAUCAUUUCCUCGGCGCCCACCGCUAUUGUGAUGGUGGUGGGCUACGAGACGCUAAAGAAAGUGAGCCUACGUCCCGAGCUGGUGGACUCAAGACACUGGUAGAACCCACGCAGGACCCCACAUGGUUGUAGUCUGCGCCCGAUCCAGGGCCCACUGCCCUGUUUAAAACACUCUACAUCUGAUCAACCUCAAUGGAGAUGAGGAACACUGGAUGAUGUCCACAUUGGGACCAACAUGAUUCCUCUGUCUUUGUAAAUGGAGGAUAUGGAUGGGCAUUUGAUUUUGUAGUAGGUAGAUAAGAGGACUGUUUUUAUGAAGGUGUGUGCAAUAUGGAACCUUGUGUACCCAUUUUUCCCUCCAAACUUGCCUGUAAAAUGUGCUAACUUCUAGUUGUUCACAACAUUUUUUAAAUGAUAAUCCAGGUUCAGACCCUCUCUUAGCCUGUUUUUUCUCUUGGUUUUUUUUAGCCUGUUUUACAAGUGCUAAGCUAACAAACAUAUUGGACACUGAAUGAUAUCCAAUGCUUGGCCACCAAUUCUUUAAUAAUUGUUAUGAACAGAAGGGAAGCAACCAAACACAUUAAUUUAUUUAUUUAAAAUGUUUACCAUUAGGAGAUGUAGAAUACUUUGUUUGGUUGUUUUCUACCUCAUAGCAUGCUAGCUCAGGGACAAUUUCAAAAUUGUGCAGAGAAAAAGGCCUGCUUGUAGAAGGUGUGUUUUGUGUGCCAUUUGAUUACCUGACUAAAAGUGGUUAUAUUAAAGUGUUUUUUUUGUUGGUAUACUGGUCCACCAGCCAACUUGGUGUGAGGGUAGAAUAUUAUUCACAUUCACUGGAAACUAUGCUCUUUACCUUUACUGACGCAGUAAAUCAUUGUGCAAUCUUACCAUGUUUGAAUUAUAUUUCAGCAUAAAAUUUGAUUGUACAGUUGAUAAUGGCUAUGUGUUAAGUUAUUGUAAAGGAGGGGAUUAAGUUAACACUAAUUAUUUUAGUUUUUGUCUAUUCAUGAUUUACCAUGAAAUAUAUGUGAUUGGAUCAAAUUAUAUUGAAUUACUUUGUUAUCAACGUUUUUUGAGGUUUUGGGCCUCUGUAGAGAAGACAUGGCUGUAAGCAACGUGUUGCAUUCAGCAGGAAGCAUCCUCAUCCUCACAUUUAAAUGGGAAAGAUGUAUAUUCAUCAUGAUUGACUAACAAAUACGGCUGUUGUCAAAUGUAGCAAAAUAUGCAAAUGAGCUAAUAUUCCAAUCAAAUAGAAAAUGACAGGCUGUUCAAAUGACAAUAUUGAAAAGGAAAUCAUACUUUUUAGCUCCUUAAUAUCAACCAUUCCUCAUUCAAUGGAAAUUUUCCUAUGUAAUUUUAUUUGCAUUAAUGUGACUUGUGCCGAACACUUUUUUGUUGUUAAUAAAAUAUCUCAAAUGGUAACUUGA
Messenger RNA from Gadus morhua (Atlantic cod), 2486 nucleotides. Its product is annotated as solute carrier family 25 member 44. Gene Ontology annotation, cellular component: mitochondrion. Gene Ontology annotation, biological process: branched-chain amino acid transport; branched-chain amino acid catabolic process. Gene Ontology annotation, molecular function: branched-chain amino acid transmembrane transporter activity. The record is from RefSeq and is a predicted model, not a curated record. The transcript is spliced from 4 exons. Bases 218 to 1165 code for a protein of 315 amino acids. Lineage: Eukaryota; Metazoa; Chordata; Actinopteri; Gadiformes; Gadidae.